AAAUAUCAAUACUAAAUACAACUCUUCCAUUUUCAGUAAUCAGAUUCCUCUGCUUCAAUUCAACACACUAUUCUACUUUCCCUUCUUUCCAAACUCAACAUGCCCAAUUCUGAACCCAACACCAUCACUGGAACUGCUGGCUAUGUCCUUCAUGAUGUCCCUCAUCUAUCUCACUACAUCCCUCACCUCACUACAUAUCCUAAUCCGUUGCAAGGCAACCCUUCCUAUUCAGUUGUCAAUCAGCAUUUUGUUGAUAUGGAUGAUUCUGUUGCGCAACAGAUAAUUGUACACAAGAAUAGCCCAAGAGGGACUCAUUUUCGCCGUGCCGGGCCUCGUCAGAAGGUAUAUUUUGACUCCGAGGAUGUCCAUGCUUGUAUUGUCACAUGUGGAGGUCUUUGUCCUGGUGUAAAUACAGUGAUCAGAGAAAUAGUUUGCGGAUUGCACCAUAUGUAUGGGGUGAACGAAGUCCUGGGAAUAGAGGGAGGAUAUAGUGGUUUUUAUUCACGAAAUACAAUUCCGUUGACACCAAAGGAUGUCAAUGACAUUCACAAACGUGGUGGAACCAUCCUUGGUACCUCACAAGGAGAAGGAGGCAAUGAUACCGGAAAGAUAGUGGAUAGCAUUCAGGAUAGGGGAAUUAAUCAGGUUUACAUACUUGGAGGAGAUGGAACUCAGAGAGGGGCUUCUGUGAUUUUUGAGGAAAUUAGAAGACGUGGCUUGAAAGUUUCAGUGGUGGGGAUUCCGGAAUCUGUUGAUAAUGACAUCCCAGUUAUUGACAAAUCAUUGGGUUUUGACACUGCUGUUGAAGAGGCACAAAGAGCCAUAAAUGCUGCUCAUGUGGAAGCAGAAAGUACUGAGAAUGGUAUUGGUGUUGUCAAGCUAAUGGGUCGCUUCAGUGGAUUUAUAGCUAUGUACGCAACUCUCGCCAGCCGAGAUGUGGAUUGUUGCUUAAUUCCAGAGUCACCCUUUUACCUUGAGGGUCCAUGUGGACUCUUUGAGUUCAUUAGGAAAAGACUCACAGAAAAUGGCCACAUGGUUAUAGUAAUAGCUGAAGGUGCUGGUCAGGAGCUUAUUUCGGAAAGCCUAUCUGCUAUGAAUAAGCAGGAUUCAGCCGGCAACAAGUUACUUCAAGAUGUUGGUUUGUGGUUAUCCCAGAAGAUUAAGGACCACUUUGCGGAAAGUAAAAAAAUGGCUAUAACUCUGAAGUACAUUGAUCCCACGUACAUGGUCCGUGCCGUUCCAAGUAUUGCAUCUGAUAAUGUAUAUUGCACUCUCCUUGCUCAAAGUGCUGUUCAUGGUGCAAUGGCUGGAUACACAGGCUUCACAGUUGGCGUGGUCAAUGGCAGACAUUCUUAUAUUCCAUUUUAUCGGAUAAAUGAGGGUGAAAAGAAGGUUGUGAUAACUGAUCGCAUGUGGGCAAGGUUACUGUCUUCAACUAAUCAACCUAGCUUCUUGAAUCCUAAAGGAACACAACUCACCAAACCAUAGCUGCUAGUUACUUUUUUUUUUUAUUAUAAAAUUUUUAAUAUUACUUUUCCUUACUUUUGUGAGAUGAGUUAAGGUAUAAUAAUAUUGUCAAUAUAUGGACUUUAUGACACGCAGUCAGAUAUUUUGCUA
Molecule: messenger RNA, 1617 nt
Organism: Cajanus cajan (pigeon pea)
Lineage: Eukaryota; Viridiplantae; Streptophyta; Magnoliopsida; Fabales; Fabaceae
Product: ATP-dependent 6-phosphofructokinase 3
Biological process (GO): fructose 6-phosphate metabolic process; glycolytic process
Molecular function (GO): 6-phosphofructokinase activity; ATP binding
Source: RefSeq, a predicted model, not a curated record